AUGGUAAUCCCGCCCCCGAAUGUGACUGGGAAGCUCCACCUGGGCCACACUUUGACGGGUGCCAUUGAGGAUGCCCUGACCCGGUGGCAUCGAAUGUGCGGUAGUGCAGUGCUCUGGGUGCCGGGCGUGGACCAUGCCGGCAUCGCCACGCAGAGCGUGGUGGAGCGACGGCUCCUGAAGGAGGAGAAGUUGACCCGCCACGACCUCGGCCGUGAGGAGUUCCUUAAGCGCGUGUGGGCGUGGAAGGAGAUGAACACAGGGCACAUCAAGACGCAGCUGCAGCGGAUUGCGUCGUCUGUGGAUUGGACACGAGAGAGGUUCACCAUGGACGAGCGCUGUGCCCGAGCUGUGGAAGAGGCCUUCAUCCGCUUCCACGAGCGAGGCCUCAUCUACCGGGACAACCGGCUGGUGAAUUGGUGCCCCUAUCUCCGGACAGCCCUCUCCGACCUGGAAGUUGACCACGAAGACAUCACGGGCAAGACCCUGGUGGACGUACCCGGCUUGAAGGACAAGGUGGAGGUGGGCGUGCUGUGUGAGUUCAAGUACACGGUGAAGGGCACCAAGGAGGCCCUGACGGUGGCCACGACUCGUCUGGAGACGAUGCUUGGUGAUACGGCCGUGGCAGUGCACCCCGAAGAUGACAGGUACAAGGCCUUCCAUGGCAAAGAGCUCGAGCAUCCCUUCUUUCCGGAUCGGAAGAUGGUGGUGAUCGCGGACACCAUGGUGGACCGUGAGUUUGGGACCGGGUGCGUGAAGAUCACGCCGGCCCACGACAACAAUGACUUCAAGGCGGGCGUGCGACACAAGCUGCAACAGAUAAAUGUGUUCACGGAGGAUGGCAACAUCAACGAGAACGGCGGUGAGUUCAAGGGCCAGCACCGCUUCGAGGCGCGCAAGACCGUGGAGGAGGCCCUGAAGAAGAAGGGUCUCUGGGUGGGGAAGAAGUCCCACUCCAUGCGCCUGGGCUUCUGCUCGCGGUCCAAAGACAUCAUCGAGCCCUACCUGAAGCCGCAAUGGUGGAUGAACUGCCAGGAUCUGGCCGAUCGAAGUGUGAAGGCUCUCAGAGAAGGGGAGCUCAAGAUUCAGCCCGAGUUCCAUCACCAGACGUGGUACCACUGGCUGGAAAACAUCCAGGAGUGGUGCAUCUCGCGACAGCUUUGGUGGGGCCACCGGAUUCCUGCCUACAAGGUGGUGAAGCCCGUGCAGGCUGAGGAGAAGUGGUUCACAGGCCGGAGCGCCCAGGAAGCGGCCGCCAAGGCGGAGAAGGCGCUGGGCACCAAGGUGGAGGUAGAGCAGGACGAAGACGUGUUGGACACCUGGUUCUCCUCAGGUCUCUUCCCCUUCUCUGUGUUUGGCUGGCCGGACACGGAGAACAACGAGGACUUCAAGGCCUUCUUCCCAACCUCUCUGUUGGAAACUGGACACGACAUCCUCUUCUUCUGGGUGGCCAGGAUGGUGAUGAUGUCCCUGGGCCUCACGGGGAAGCUCCCAUUUCACACCGUAUAUCUCCACGCCAUGGUGCGGGAUGCGCACGGCAGGAAGAUGUCCAAAAGCCUUGGCAAUGUCAUCGAUCCCCUGGAGGUGAUCGAUGGCAUCAGCCUCGAGGACCUGCACAAGAAGCUCUACGAGGGGAACCUCCCAGAGAAGGAGAUCGAGAAGGCGAAGAAAGGCCAGAAGGAGGACUACCCGGAUGGCAUUCCAGAGCUUUGGCUUCUGACAGAACGGAAGGAGUGCGGUGCGGACGCCCUGCGGUUCGGCUUGCUGGCCUACACCCUGCAGGGUCGAAACGUGAACCUGGACAUCAACCGCGUGGUGGGCUACAGACACUUCUGCAACAAGGUGUGGAACGCCACACGGUUCGGGCUGAUGUACUUCGGCAGCGACUUUGCCUUCCCGGGCUCCCUGCGGCCGGACCAGGCCCUGGCCUGGGAGGAUCGAUGGAUUCUCUCCCGCCUCUCCUUCUGUGCCCAGAAGGCGAACGACAGCAUGGCGAAGUACGAGUUUGCGAAUGCGACAACAGCUACCUACAGCUUCUUCCUGUACGAGCUGUGCGAUGUAUAUCUUGAACUGCUGAAGCCCCGUUUCUAUGGGGAGACUCAAGACGAGAGCAUUUUGAAGGACCGUCAGGUGGCCAGGGAGGUUUUGUACGUGUGCCUCGAUUGGUCCAUGCGACUGAUGCACCCUCUGCUUCCGUACCUGACGGAGGAGCUCUAUCAAAGGCUGCCCCCUUCGCCAACGAAAUGUGAGAGCGUGACGAUCGCACCAUACCCGGUGCACGUGAUCGCUUGGCAGAACGAAGCGCUCGAGAAGGAGAUGGAGGUGACCAGCGAGAUCGCAAAGCAGUUCCGGUCACAGAAGACUUCCUUGGGCUUCUCGCCCGGCGCACGGCCCGAGGCCUACAUCAGACACUCCGAUCCCGAGCUGCGGGAAAUGGUGGAGAAGCUCAAGAACCAAAUCUCGCGCAUGGCCGGCGUGGGCUCCAUAACGGUGCUGAAGGAGGCCGAUGCUGACCCCAAGCAGAGCAUGCGGGACGUGGUGAAUGAGAAGUGCCUCAUCUACACCAAGGUGGAGGGCCUGGACCUGAAAGGCGAGAAGGCCAAGCUGGAGAAGAAGGUCACCUCGGCCGAGAAGAUGGUGGACUCCUACAAGCAGAAAAUGUCUGUGCCGGGCUACGAAGAGAAAGUGCCCGAGAAGGUGCGGGAGACGAACACGCAGAAGCUCCAGGCCGCCGAGAAGGAGCUGCAGGAGCUGCUCACGGCUCUGCAGCCUCGGCUUUGGCUUUCUUUUUUAGCUCCCCUUUUUUUUGGGGAUUCUUCCCUCAAGCUUCUGUCUCUCUCUCUCUCUCUUUUUGUUUUUUGUUUUUUGGGGGGGGUGGGGGGUGGGGAGGGCGGUUUUACAAGUGUGGAGCCUAGACGGUGA
Symbiodinium natans is the source of this 2919-nucleotide messenger RNA. Lineage: Eukaryota; Dinophyceae; Suessiales; Symbiodiniaceae. The record is from the annotation of a GenBank genome assembly.